Molecule: messenger RNA, 881 nt
Organism: Mercenaria mercenaria
Lineage: Eukaryota; Metazoa; Mollusca; Bivalvia; Venerida; Veneridae
Product: protein mono-ADP-ribosyltransferase PARP12-like
Exons: 2
Coding region: 135-866 (243 amino acids)
Molecular function (GO): metal ion binding
Source: RefSeq, a predicted model, not a curated record
GUAAUCAUUGUGUGUUGUAUUUUGAGCAUACAUAUUUUGUGGCGGCCAUUACAAACGAGAAAGUUCGAUGAGGUUACUUUCAUGCAGAAACUUGUCAGGCGAGACGUACCAUUCUCCGCCCAGAUAUCUUUAAAAUGCAUUCAAAAUUUCAAAAUGAUGACAUUGAGGUCGUAGCUAGACGAAUAAGCAAACUACUGAUAGGCCAGAAGACACCUAUCUCAGUGGACCAUAUAUGUCAGAAAUUGAAAGAUGUAGAAAGCGAUAUGCUGAAAAAGGUCAUUGACAAGUAUCAAAACCAUUUUCAUGUUUUCCAGCAGCCAGUGGUAAAACUUAUGACAAAAAUUGACAUCUGUAAAAUUCAUUGCUCUAAAAAUAGAACUUGCCCAGGUACAGAACCUCUUUGCACCGGUUUGCACAUCUGUAAAUAUUACAUUUUGUCAAGCAAAUGUCACUUUGACAAACAUUGCACAUUCGGCCAUGAUGUAAGAACUGAUCAUAAUAUGAAAAUUCUACAAGAAAACCUCUUGGCCGAUAUUACAGUGGAUGAGUUGAAAUUCUUGCUAUCAAGUGCAGACAAUAGGACAUCGUUAACUGUCCCAAGAAUUUGUAAGUUCUACAAUGUAGAAAAUGAUAAAUGUAGACAUUCUGAAAGAGGAUCUCUCUGCCCAGAUAUACAUAUUUGCAAACAUUUUGUACUGGGUACAUGCAAGUUUGGCAAGGAUUGUCUCAGAAGUCAUGGUGUACUAGAGAAGAGAAAUGGUGAAAUACUAAGUAAACACGGGAUUGAUGUAAACAAAACAGAGACAGAGAUCGUCAAAGACCUUCGGAAAGGUAUUUCUGGAAUAGCAAGCAGGUAUUAUUUAUAACGAUGUAAUUUAUGC